Messenger RNA from Prunus dulcis (almond), 540 nucleotides. RefSeq lists its product as uncharacterized. Gene Ontology annotation, molecular function: RNA-DNA hybrid ribonuclease activity; nucleic acid binding. The transcript has 2 exons. The record is from RefSeq and is a predicted model, not a curated record. The coding region runs from base 1 to 540 and encodes 179 amino acids. NCBI's taxonomy places the organism in Eukaryota, Viridiplantae, Streptophyta, Magnoliopsida, Rosales, Rosaceae.
AUGCCCUUUGGGCUGAAGAACACCAGAGCAACCUACCAAAGGCUCGUGAAUAAAAUUUUCAAGAAGCAGAUGGGAAAAACUAUAGAGAUCUACGUCGACAACAUGCUAGUCAAAGCUCCUGAGCGUGCAGACUACUUCAAGAACCUUGCCGAGGCAUUCAGCCUACUCCAACAGUAUCGCAUGAAACUAAACCUAAACAGAGCGUCAAACCAAAAAGAAGCUGGAGCAGGCAUCGUCAUCAUCACCCUAGAUGGAACUCUGUUGGAGCAAGCUAUCACGCUUGGCUUCCCGGCCUUAAACAACGAGGCAGAGUAUAAGGUAUUACUCGCUGGCUUGUGCUUGGCAAAGGAGCUAUCAAUUAAGAAGCUGGCCAUCUACUCAGAUUCUCAGCUGAUCACAAAUCAAGCCUCAGGAGGUUACAUGGCAAAGCGCCAGAGGAUGAUCUUAUACCUUGACAAAGUCCAAGAUUUGUUGAAGGCAUUUCCUACCUUCACAUCCAACAGGUGCCCUAGAAAGAGAAAGCGUAUGCAGACGUAUUAG